CGGUAGUGCGCUAAGUUAGCCCGCUUCCGCCGUUAAGCAGCCAAAGAAGAAGAAGAAGACGAAGAAGAAGAAGAAAGAGCAGCGCGGAAACGUAAAAUAGUGUUGUUUUAGUAAUUUAAGGAGAUUACGUUUUAUAUGAUCUUUUUUAAUUUAUAAUCAAAAGCACUUCGGGUAUUAACAUGAUUCCUGUGUUAUCAAACAGUUCAGUGAGCAUGAGGGACCCCAAGAGGGUGGAGCAGAUAUUAACAUCCAUGAGAAAUGCUGGAGCUAGCACACUUCAGGUAAUCUCAGAUUUUGAUAUGACUCUCACCAGGUUCGCCUGCAAUGGCAAACGCUGCCCUACAUCCCAUAAUAUUCUGGACAACAGCAAACUGAUCAGUGAAGACUGCAAAGCCAAGCUAAAGAAUCUUCUGGACACUUACUACCCUAUAGAGAUCGAUUCCACACGCUCAGUGGAAGAGAAGUUACCACUCAUGGUUGAAUGGUGAGAUACAGUACAUCUACUCAUUGCACAACUUAUCUCUCAACAGCGAACAGAAGGUGAGCCUAUGAGGGUCCAAGUUUGACCAUUAUUUGUUAUACAGGUUGAAGGUGUAUGUAGGAAUGUGCCAAAAUAUCGGACAAUAAUCGCUUUCAGCUGAUAAAAGCAGUUAUUUGCACCAUCAACCGAUUGUUUAAAACAGCCGAUGAUCAGAGCUGAAAUCAACAUGAAUGAACAUCAGAAGGGGUGUUGAAAGAUACAGACCACUUACUGAAAUGUAUAAUGUUAGCUAUAAAAAAAUAUAUAACGCUAGUUACCAAUAAAAACACUAGAGGGAACCAAACACACCAUGGUUAAAACCACACAAUGAAAUUCUUGCAAGGCUCCCUUUCAUAAAAUAUACAAAAAUACACGUGUACAAAAAAAUAUGCAAAUACAAAUAUACACUGUGCAAUGAACAAGGUAACAGUUUUUUUUAAUGGGAGGUGAGAUAAUAUUUGAAGGGUUGUUUAGGAGUCAUGGUUUGUAAGUCUUUUUGUCCCUGAUUUCAUACUCCUACUGUACACCAUUUCUCAGUUGGCAGAAGUGUGAAGAGACUUUUGUAUAUUGUCCCUGAUGAUGUUGUGGGCCCUCCUGAUGACCCUGGUGCAGUAAAUAUCCUGAAGGGAUGGGAAAGCUUCUCUACAAAUUAACUGUGCCGUUUUUAUUACAUGCUGGAGAGCUUUCCUUUCUUGAACAGUGCAGCUUCAUACCACACAGUGAUUCAACUAGUGAUCACACAUUCAAUUGUACAUCUGUAAAAGUUGCUGAGGAUUUUAGUUGUCAUGCCAAAUUUCCUUAACCUACUUAAAGGGGUCAUAUGAUGCGAUUUUAAUUUUUC
This is a messenger RNA of Cyprinus carpio (common carp), 1361 nucleotides long. Its product is annotated as 7-methylguanosine phosphate-specific 5'-nucleotidase-like. Gene Ontology annotation, cellular component: cytoplasm. The transcript has 5 exons. Lineage: Eukaryota; Metazoa; Chordata; Actinopteri; Cypriniformes; Cyprinidae. The coding region runs from base 180 to 488 and encodes 102 amino acids. The record is from RefSeq and is a predicted model, not a curated record. Gene Ontology annotation, molecular function: 5'-nucleotidase activity; magnesium ion binding.